AUCGUUCUUCACUUCCAACCACCACCUGUAUACCUUACCACAUAAGCGAGCGCUUGACGCCUCUCCGCUUUUCGAACAAAUCACCUUCCAGCCAUUUUAUGAGUGGGCCAAUCUUCAACAAAUACGACCCCUUCGCGGAGGGCGACGCUGAAGCUGGUAUAAACGAAACCGAUAAUACAGCCGCGGAAUACAUCCAUAUCCGCAUUCAACAGCGGAACGGUAGAAAGACACUGACCACCCUCUCUGGCUUGCCUAAGCAGUAUGAUCCCAAGAAGCUGUUGAAAGCUUUCAAGAAGGAAUUCGCUUGCAACGGCACCGUAGUUACUGACGAAGAAGCCGGUGAAGUCAUCCAGCUGCAAGGCGAUCAGCGCCUCAAGAUUGCUCAGUUCCUCACCGUAGAGGGCAUCGAUAAGAACACCAUUAAGGUGCACGGUUUCUAAGGCUCCGUGGGCCCUGUCGUUGGUGCAUCCCGAGCAUCCGUCCUUUCACGACCUUUUUCUUCCCUCGUUGCAUGUACCUCUAGUGUCGGUGUGGGUUCCAGCAGCUGGAUCGAUUGACGAGCGAGACGAGAGCGAGAGCGUUUACAACCGUGACCUGAUUGUGCCUGCUGUGUAUCUUUUCUUUCGACCGUUGAUCACUGUACUUGUCCAUGGCUGUCCACUUAUGCAUGACGUUUUCUUUUGAUCCAACAAUACAAUUAGAUGCGUUUCAAAUC
This is a messenger RNA of Dacryopinax primogenitus, 715 nucleotides long. RefSeq names its product eukaryotic translation initiation factor 1. Gene Ontology annotation, biological process: translational initiation. Gene Ontology annotation, cellular component: eukaryotic 43S preinitiation complex. Bases 99 to 440 code for a protein of 113 amino acids. NCBI's taxonomy places the organism in Eukaryota, Fungi, Basidiomycota, Dacrymycetes, Dacrymycetales, Dacrymycetaceae. Gene Ontology annotation, molecular function: RNA binding; translation initiation factor activity; ribosomal small subunit binding. The transcript is spliced from 4 exons. The record is from RefSeq and is a predicted model, not a curated record.